AUGGGUAUGGAUGAUGAAAAUGUUAAUGUAAAUAAUUUGCCUGAAGUACACAGUACAUCUGUCCAAUCUGAGGAGUACGAUGGAGAGAAUUUUCAUACAACUAGAAGCUUAGAGGCAAAAGAAAAAUCAACUCCAGUAUUGAAAACUACAUCAAUAUCCAGUGAAAGUAGUAACGAUGACUUUAAUUUUCCACAAAAUGAUACAAACAUACAUGAUUUGUCUACAAUUCUUGAAAUAAGUCAUGAGAAUGUAAACGACAAAGAAGAGAUGGAACAAAAAGAAGACCCAAUUUUGAAUUACCUAACUUUAAGAAGUAAUGAUAUCCCAUCUCUGGAAACUUGUCAAGAAUUUAUUCACAACGAGGUCAGCUUGCAAAACAGAACUCCGCUUCAACUGAGAACGUGGGUAAUCAAUGAAAAGAAAAGAAUCGAACAAAAAUCCAGUGGUACAUCUUACGGAUGGAAUACCCCAGCAAAACAACUUUGCAGAGACCUAUUUAAAGAUUAUUAUAACACGGGAUAUUAUCCUAAUAAGAAAGAAAUGCAGGAUGCCAUAUGUAGAUAUCCUGAGUUAAGGCAUACGACUGUCCCUAAACUCAGGAGUCACUUACAACAUGAUUACGAAUAUAUUAAAAUGCGAAAGGUUGAGUAGUUCUAUGUACAGGCUGUUACAAAUUCGCUUCGCACUACAGGGAUCUCG
Anoplophora glabripennis (Asian longhorned beetle) is the source of this 699-nucleotide messenger RNA. RefSeq lists its product as uncharacterized. Bases 1 to 651 code for a protein of 216 amino acids. NCBI's taxonomy places the organism in Eukaryota, Metazoa, Arthropoda, Insecta, Coleoptera, Cerambycidae. The record is from RefSeq and is a predicted model, not a curated record. The transcript is spliced from 3 exons.